Styela clava is the source of this 303-nucleotide messenger RNA. The record is from RefSeq and is a predicted model, not a curated record. Lineage: Eukaryota; Metazoa; Chordata; Ascidiacea; Stolidobranchia; Styelidae.
AUGACAAAUUACAAUAGUUGUGGACAAGCAGGCUAUGUUGGGAGUGUGAGAAAUCUGUCCCCGGGAGGACGAAUACUCGGUGGCGAAAGAGCGGCCGAACGUGCAUGGCCUUGGCAGGCACUCAUCACAUCUUACAAUAAAAUUCUCCUGGAUGCAUUUGACCAGGUUAUGGGAGGAGGAAGUUUAAUUAAUAGCAAAUGGGUUUUAUCUGCUGCUCAUGUGUUUGAGGCAUACAGUGGAUUGAGCUGGGAACAAGGAAUUAUGGUUUCGCUUGGUAAAUUUGAUUUUUUUAAAUACUCCUGA